This is a messenger RNA of Dermacentor silvarum, 10436 nucleotides long. Its product is annotated as ceramide synthase 1. The transcript is spliced from 7 exons. Gene Ontology annotation, biological process: ceramide biosynthetic process. Gene Ontology annotation, molecular function: sphingosine N-acyltransferase activity. The record is from RefSeq and is a predicted model, not a curated record. NCBI's taxonomy places the organism in Eukaryota, Metazoa, Arthropoda, Arachnida, Ixodida, Ixodidae. Gene Ontology annotation, cellular component: membrane. Bases 127 to 1281 code for a protein of 384 amino acids.
CCUCUCUCGCGGGCAGCCCGAAGGUGCAGCAGCGCAUUCGUUGGGUCGUCGGCGUAGGGGUUGGAGCGAGUUCCGCACGCAACUUCGGGGUUUGUGGGGGUGCGGUGGUGGUGGUGCUGUCAAGCCAUGUCCGGCAACGACGGCCAGUGGGAGGUCCUGCCGUCGUACCUCGAUGUGCUGCGGGGAGUGUACAACGUGUGCCACUACGGACUCUACGUGACUAACGGCUCCGAGCCCGUUACCGCCAGUGCCGCUGGGCCUCAUCGGCGCUUCUGGCCCGUCAUACCGCUCGAAGAUGUGUUCGUGGUCCUCGUGCUGGCCGUCCUUUGGACUGUGAUCAGGCGGCUGCUCACCGAUCGUGUCUUCAAGCCCUGGGGCCGGUGGCUCUCCCUAGAGCCAUCCAAUGUUGCCAAGCUGCCCGAGAGUGCCUGGAAGCUGCUCUACUAUGGAUGCGUCUGGCUGCUUACCGUGUACAUUGUGGUGCUCCAGGGGAAGUACCGCUUCUUCCAGCAGCCCUUCUCUGUUUGGGAUGGCUGGUCCCCGGAGGUGGUUGUUCCUGCAGACAUAUGGUGGAUCUAUGCCGUGCAGUUUAGCUACUAUGUGCAUGGCAUGUAUGCAGUACUGUAUCAGGACCUGUGGCGCAAGGACUCGGCCGUCAUGCUAGGACAUCAUGGCCUAACAUUGGUGCUGCUUGGCAUGUCCUAUACCUUCAGGUGCCACAACAUAGGUGUCCUAGUGUUGGUGCUGCAUGACCUGUCGGACGUGCUGCUCGAGUUUUCCAAGCUCAAUGUGUACCUCAAGGUGCGGGGUGGCCGCAGGCACGCUGUGCAUGACCACAUGGCCACCAUUGCCUUUGCCUGCUUUGCCAUCACCUGGUUUUUGAUGCGACUGCACUACUACCCACGCAAGGUGAUGUAUGCGGCCAGCACGGGGCUGUUCGUCAAGCAGGUGUUUCCAGCUCACUACCUGCUCUUCCUGGGACUGCUGUCGGUGCUCCUGGUCAUGAACCUCUACUGGUUUGGGCUGAUUGUGCUGUUCACGGUGCGAGUGCUGACGGGCGACAUCCAGGAGUUGGAUGACACACGCGAGUAUGAUGUGGCUGAGAAGUUGUGCUCUUCACCACCUGCCAGCAAUGGUCACCACCGAACGUCUGACGAAGCUGUUGUCCUACGACCACUGAGCCAAGGUGAUGGGGCCAAACCAGAGAAUGGCUUCCAGAACGGCUGGCAUGGAGGUGUGCGUGAGCGCCACACGCAGGCGCAGCCGCAGAACGGCUCUUAGCCGACCACAGUGGCCAGGUCACACUCCCCUGCUGUCUAUUGUCCUAGGAUCGGCUGCCCUCUGCAUGUCGAGCUCAGAAAAUGGCAGGAGGGGCCACCUUCUAUGUCGGCUCCACACGUCUGCUUGAAGUGUCCAGACAUCAGAAGCCGGCAGCCAUGCGUGGGCGCUCUGCUACUGUUAUUCGAGGCACGCCAUGCUGUGCUAGUGUAAUUGGCACGCAUAAAUGUUUUCAAAAAGGCAUUUCUUCAAAAAAGUGAUUCGCGAGGAGGAGAAGUAUACUUAGCAACACACCACCGAGCGCUGCCGUCGCAGCAGCAGCUCUGCAACAACAUUUGUGCAAUGUUAGAUACGAUGUUAUUGCGUGCACUGCCUUGCGCUUCCAAGAAAUGCUCUCUCUAAACACUUGGCUAUAGGCAAGUUUGGAAGUAUUAUGCUAUUUCUGUAUGUCCUGCGCUGUUUCUUAUUACGAGAAGCACUUUUUUGAAGGGAUCACACAGUUGAGUGUGUUUUCGCCUAUGUCAUCUUGACCAAAUGGAACAGUGCACCUUUGGGAUAUGCCGUGUUUGAUUUGCGAUUGGAGACCACUGGCCAGUGUGGCCAUUUGGUUUCCUGACAGCCUUUUGAGGCAUCUUGGCACAGUUGCUGGCAACAGCCGAGCCCAUAUGCAGUGAUUAAGGAAGGAACAGCAUUUUGAGGAAGAACAUGAUAAUUUAGGGUUUGAAUAGCAACAUUUUUUAAUCGAUUCGAAUAUUUGAUAUUUUUCAUGUCUAAAAGAAAAACUUUGGGGCUUUACAAAUAGCAUCUGCACAUUUAACUCCUGCUUUUCUCCAUUCUGUUUGACGACUCACUAAAUAAGUUCGAACAUUUUCAAACUAAGGAAGGCACUAGAGUCAAGCAAAUAGGUAGUGCACUUUGAAGCUUAAUGCUUGCUUAGUGAAAGAAUAAAAAUACGUACAGGGUGUACAAGGAGUUACAGGAACUUAGGCACGGAGCUCCCUUGUGGGUUCACUCGUUUGGUUGUAUGACAUGACACUAAUGGCACUCUUGGAUUGUCAUUCUUGAGUGCUCUAAAGUGCUCCCAAGCGGCUGAUCUUGUUCGGAUGGUCGAAAAAGGGUGCUCUGGCUACAUUCAGAUGGUCAUUUGUGAUUGCCCAACUCCAGAUUAUAGCAUCGAGAGGCCCUCCUGUAUCACUGUCGGACCAGCUGAGAAAUCUAACCGAUUUUUGGUCAUGUGACCCCACCUGUUACCGUGGUUGCACUUGCUCUGUUGACAGAGACAAUGAUUAUCAUACACGCUGCCAUCACCACUGUUUAACAUCUAAAUGCAGCCGGCGGCGGUAUUGCUGGCUGCAUCUCUGGAAGUUCCCCUCAGCUUUCGCUUCCUUCCCUAUCACUGCUUCAAACAGCAGCCGGCUGUUUGGUUAAUACAAGAUAUCUCCUACUUGAACGCAGAGUACCUCUAGAAUUGGUCUUCUCGGAUUUGGAGGAUUACUGCAACAAUCUGCUUACAGCGCAAGGUCUGAAUAGGGCUGGAAACAGGAUGGCAAGUACAGCAGAGCACACUCAACCCUGGACCAUUUUCAGUGGGCUGUAUCUGCUCUCAUCUGUCACCCUUGUUCUGUGCUUUUUGUUGCACCUAACACAUAGUAUUGCCCAUUGUGAGGUAGAGGCAACCAACACAUUGCAAGUACAGCUUAGGGCUUAGAGAGAUUAGAAAAUUUGCUUGUGCUGUCGUUUGCUGUUUGGUGUCUUUUUUCAUUCAUUUGAGGUGUGACUGUUUUGAUACUUCUUUUUUGUCUAGGUGUUCUAUUCUCUUUGGUGUCCUUCUUGCGUGACGUUUAAGCCAGUGGUGCCCAUUUGUGCGCCUUAGGCGGUGAACCGCUGCUGUAUUAGAGUUCUACAUGUGUGCGUCUCUCUUAGUAUCUUUUGACUCAAGGUGCACAACUUUGUCUGAAUAGCAGCCGCAGGCUGAGUCAGGGCAUCAAUUGUGGAUUUUACUCGCAUAGCAAAAAUGGCUUGAGCUUCUGAAAGUUAAAAUACCUGCUAUGCUUCCUCAAAACGAACAGUUCAGUCAGUGCAUUUUCAUUGGACGACCUUAAGUGUUCCAUUAUAAUUAGUCUAUCUGCUAUUGCUGCUUUAAUUUCUGAAGCAAUUCGCUAGUGCUGUACCUUGUGGCUGGUAUCACUACACACCAGUGUUUUCUACUUCUGGAAAUGACAUCGGCUUUCGAACAUAUGCAGGCAGUGAAAUGUAGUGACCCAUUUUCUUAUCUCUAUUUCAUUUAGAACCAGAUACUACAGUGAUAUCUCUUCUGUCAGGUUCGCCUCAGUGGACGAAGUGAAUGUGGGGAAAGGAGUUUGGAGUGAGAAAACAAAGAAGACAGCGCUGAAAACAAUUCUUUUGUGGCUUUCAAGACGCAACGACGACAGGUAGCCCCCAAGCUCGGGUAGCAAAUGCACUAUUGGCAGCCUUGCUCUGAUUUUCUUUGCUUCUGCCUUGAAGUAGUCUGUCCACAUUGCUGUCCCAGGAGGCCAGCUGCGAACUUUCCUCUGCUCACAUCGGUUGGCAGCUGUUGCUUCUUUAAAUGAGAAUUCUGGUCGGGGGCUGCUUCUUGAAAAUAAGCAUUCACUUUGAAGUCAGCAGCUGUCAACUUCCUGCUGACAUCAAGAUAGCACUCUGUGCAAUGAUUGCCAUAUAGGCUUACUGAUCUCAAGGAGUCCACAAUAAUGGCACAAGUUAGUAUGUGCCCAUGAUAUAUAUCGCAAGCAAGAACAGACCAGGAAACAUAGAUGGGACAUGUGCUUUUUAUAUUCUUACUUGCACUAUCUGUCGUGAAUGCACACCAACUGGCCAGUUUUCUUCAUUGCUUCUGUACUGAUUCCUUGAUCUGGUGUUCCUGCUGCGAUCUUGAUUUUUCUGGUGUUCACUUCCAGUAUACAGAAUCUCUUGUUGCUUACAGCAUUAGAUAGUUUGCUAUGGCUCACAAUGAAAUAUCAACACCAUUACUGCAGCUGACAUUGGAGGUACGUUGCAGUGAUGUCUACGUGGGUUUCACAUUCGCAUGGUUGUGUUGUUAAUGACAGCUAUAUUCUCGGGCACCAUCCUUGGAUAUAUUUUUGCUUUGCUGGCAAUUCGGUACAGUCUGAGUGCUCUUGUAUUGAGUUGUUCUUUCUGUUGCAUUUUAUUACCGUAGAAUCUCAAGAAACCCAACCCUGUUAUUCUGGCACAUUUACUUGCUUGAGGCAACACUUGGGGCUGUCUUGCUAUGUGCUGACCAAAGCUGCGGUGCUUCUUUAUUCUCUCAUGUUAAUACCUUCGUGCAGCAUUUAAAGCAUAUUGCUUAGUUUCUCUCUUUAAUUUUCUUUAAUUUUCUUUCAGUUUCUCUCCCCCUUUGUUCAGUGCUCUAUUUGAUGUAUUUUCAUGCAGCUAAGAGCAAACUCUUCAUUGUCUUAGUACUUUUACAGAAGCUUCCUGAAAGGCAUAGAAACAAAUGUUGAUUAGUUUAUUCCUGGGGCUCAUAUGCACAUUUUCAAUGGGUAAGUAGAUUUGGAAGUCUUAAUUCGGCAGCACUUUGUUAUUUGGUAGUCGCAAGUUUUAAUAGUUCACUGAAAGUGGGCUCCUAGUGAUGAAGUUUCAUGUCUCAAAAUUGCUCCGUGUAGUCGCUAUAAUUGUUUACCGUCGGAGCCACCAACAGAAACAGAUAUGAGGUGAUGCAAACCUAUGGAAAAAAUAUUGGUCCACAAAAGUGUCACUUUUAGUUCUUUUUUUCUUCUGAUGGUGAGGUAUUGCAGCCAACUUUCAUUAGAAUCUGUUUCCAUCAUGCGAUCUGUCUAGCUAAAUGAAGACAUUUCUCUGAGGUUUGCAUUCCAUUCUCACAUUUUUGCUGCUCUAAUAAAAAGAAACGGUGCUCUCAUAAGGCGACAUAAUCUUCAAAGGUACUAAGCGCAUGUGUGACAGGAGUGUAUUUAUUCAGCUAAACUUCUGGCGUCGCAGUCACUUUUCGCCAUUUAGGAGCCUCCUUAGAGAGCCUUCUGACACAAGGUGUGCAGGUUUUUUUCAAUGAGAGCAAAGAGAAUUAGUAAUGUUCUGGGUUUGAACUGGUACUUUUGUUAAGAAAUCUUGGCAAAAAUAGAUUCACAAGCUGAGCACAUCAGGAGGGGGAAAGGUUAAAAAAUCCAUGGUCAGUGUUCCAGCUGAUGGUUUUUUACUUAUAUUAGUACCCAUUGUACACACUGAGGCAUGUCGGAAAACAAUAUGGGAAAGAAGAAAAAGACUGCUUCCGACAUACACUUUAUAAUUUUUAUGCUAAGUAGAAAUUUUAAAUUAUUUAUCUUUGCUGUUUCGCUGCACCAGACUGGGCUUUUUAAUGAUAGUGCUUUCAGUAGAACUGGUGUCAGCAUUACAAAAACAAGUAGAUGGCAGGCAAACAGUUAGAAUUAAAGGCAGAAGACACAGGCUCUAUAAUGAUUAAUCUUGCCAUUGUCCUGUUGUAUGGGCUGUUUUUUUGUAUGUCAAUCUUGAACCAACCAGUCCAACUUCAUACACUCCUGCUGCAAUAACACUGAUAUGGGCUAAGGAAGGCUUCUUUUAAGCAUUGGCUGCUCUCAUACACUUUGACUCUUUACAAUGUAGAAACGUUAACAUGAGAAAAUUGGGGGCAGACUGCUCCGGAUGACAUCAUCAUAUGUUUGGCAAUGUUUACACAUUUUUUAGUGUGGGGAAUCUGGAAAAGGGGGGUUACCAGCCUCCUCAUGUGGACCAGUCUGUGCGCACAGUUCCUUGACAGGCCACUAGUGUUGCUUACGGUGCGGAACCCAGUGUUUUAAUAAUACUGACUAGACCACACCCUGCACAUCACCUCAUUUUAGGCAGUGUUCCAAAGUGUGCCUUGUAGCUAAAGAGGCGCUUAGCGUUGUCUGGAAAUUCCAUCUCCUCUGUGCGGUGUCAGAGCUCAAAGUCUAGUUGUGCAAGUCUGCAUAAAGCUCCACAAAGUCAAGUACACAUGAAGAGUUCAGUGGAAGUAUGCCAUGCAUUUCCAUAAGCUUUACCAGAAAUUUCACAGCUGUGUUUUCCGCACAUGUCUGUUGACAUGACCAGGGUGGCCAGGCCUGUGCUUUAUGUUGAAAUGAAGUAGAAAGUAGAUUGCCGCAUUGACAGCACUGAGUGCGAGCCUGAUCAUCCGAGUUGCAUUAAUCAAAACCCGCAAGUUGAGGAUAGAUUUGUGAAAGGGAGUGUGUGCAAGAUUAAACUUUUUUCAACUAUGACGAUUUCUUUCCAAGAAACUUGAACAAGUUCCCUUUGUAGCUUCAUGCUAUAUGUAGGUUGAUGCUAUCUUUCACUUUCAUUAUUAAAGAUGCAUAGGGAAGCCCUUCUCUGGGAUUCUGCAGUAUGCCUAUCAGCACUGUGCUUGGUUUGUGUGUCAGCACUGGCCAACUGUCUCGAGAAGUUAUGUCAAGGUAUAGGUAUGUGGACUAGGCUCCACACUGGUGCUGCCCUGGAGUGACUCCAGGGCAAACUUGGAAGUGCACUGUGUGCCUCGCUUGGCCUCCCCCCUCGGCAACAGGGUGUACAGCUGUGCCUGCAGCCCUUACAGCUGCACCGCAUAUACAUUGAGGCUUCUGGGGCCUCCUUGCUUGGCAUGUGGCGGUUGGGCGCACUUGUUGAUAGGUGCUAGUGUUCGCACUGUAUGAGCGGCAGCUGAUUCCUGGAGCAGGCUGCUCCUGGGACACUUUUGUUACACCUGUUUUGAAGUCUUCAGUGGGUGUGCACAAGAACUGGAGCAAGGCAAGACGCGUUUCUGUUUCUCGCAAGAUGUGCGGCAUCUUUCUUGGAAAAGCUUUUCUUGUGCUGAAUGAUUUCAAAGGGGAAUUCAGACGCUGGGUCUGGACAUCAAUGUUUAUAAGAUGCUUCUGUGUGCCGUUUCCUUUUUAAAGGAACACUAAAGAGAAGAAUUACUUUAGCUUUAUUAGUAAAUUACCCUUCCAGAACACCAAAAAGAGCCUUCAAAAGAGCUGGUGCGGUUCCGGCACCUGCUCGUUGUGACAUCGCAGAUAUUGAUGGCGUCUGGUUGGGCCCAUUUAAUUUUUUAUCGGUAAAGGUUGGAGACUAAACAUAGCAAGUUUUGAGCACCUUUACUGUGCCAUAAUCGUCCAAACAAGGGGGAAAAAAUGAAAUCCGUGACAUCACGCAUGGUACCAGCGCUGGGGUUCUAGUGGAAAAAAAAAAAAAAAAGAAUGUUUGGCCUUCAUUUUUUCAUGUUGUAAUCAACGUCUUUCCCACGAACUUAAGAAUAAUGCAGCUUUGAUAGAAGAGGUUAUCAGUCUACACUAAUUUAGUGUAUCUCUUUAGUGUCCCUUUAAUUGCAUCCAGCGUCGUUCUGUGUAUGCAUUGAGCAGGUCACUGACUGCAGUUGUUCUGUAAUGUGAACCUGCUGAGAGAGCUGUCUGCUUUUAGCUCUUCUAAACAUUUGAAAUGUUUAAGUGUAUUAAUGUUUAAUUUGAAUGUCCCCUGUCCAGCUGUGUGGGCAUAAUUGGUUGAUGUUAACACCGCAGGAACUCAAAUUCGCAGCAGGUUAUUUCAUUCAUUAGGAUUUCAUCUUGCAGGCACUGUUUAAAACUAGUUUUCAAGCACUUGAUUGCUGUACUGUUGCAGUCAGUUUAACACGGUGUAAAUUUAGGGGAAAAAGUGUCAUUAUUGAAUGACAUGUGUUGAUGUGUCGAAAGUACUGUAAUUUUAAGAUAGCUUAUUUCCUAUGUUCCUUGUUGGUGUCAUUGUUUCUAGGGAUAAUGACCUUUCUCUGUUUAAUGUGCAGAACUUUUAUAUGCGUAAAACAUGCUCAAUGAAUUGAAAGGGUCUCUAUAGCUAAAUACAUGGAAGAAGGAAGGACACGUUUCUUUGUAAUGCUACUACAUAGCUGGCACCAUUUUUAGCAAGGCAGCAUAUUCAGGGCGCCUUUUCUAUCUGUAGUACUUUUUGUGCAUUCACUGCUGACAGACAUUUGAUAUCAUGUGAAAACAUUGAUUACAUGUUUCACUUAUACUGCGCCUGUAUCCACGUGGGCUCACCUUCAUGCAGCCACACUGUAGUGACAGCCUUUGCACAGCAAUAUGAAUGCAUCUGUUUCGAAGGGUACAUGGCAGGCUGGUCUUUCCUUUAUAAGAGCCUUUUAUGAAGCUUCCUUUCGCGUGUAUACCCAAGCCAUCUACUGCUAAGAGUGGAUCACAUAUCGUAAUUGUGUUAUCUUUAUGUGUAGAUGGUUAUGUUAUUGGUUCAUCUCUGAGCACCAAGGUCUCCCCUGGGUGGUACGCUGUUGGCACUUUUAGUGUUGUGCGUGUAAAUGUCAUUGCUUUGGUGGGUCUCCUUGUUCCUGGUGGUAGGUGAGCACUGGUGUGUUGCGUACCUGCUCUUUAGACAUUUCCUUUGGCACUGGUCCUGUGUUCUUUGGUGAAAAGCUCAACAUCGGCCCAGCUUGCUUCCUCUGCUGGCUACCAGGAAGUGGUCUUUCCUUGUGAUGAAACAUGAUGCCUUGUUAGGAAACGUCGGACCUGUAGGGGCUGGCUCUGCAUGCAACUGUAGCGUGCACAGACUUCCCAGAGAAGAUGUCGAGACGAAAGUGCCCUGACGGUGGCCAGCUAUUUUGGUUCUUUGGGCCACCGAAGUGCGUGAAUUUGUGCAUCACCUGACACUCGCUUUGCUACAGGGAUUGCACAUGUGACUGCGAGAGGCAGGUGUGCCUGAAGGUACGGCAGGCCCUGCGCAGAAACUGUGCCCAUGGGCACAGUGGUCAGAUCGGUCGGCAGGGUGUCGCUGUGUGGCAUAGGCAUCAUUGUGCUUGACACAGAAGUACACACCAAGGUUCAUGUCUUUCGCGCUCUUUUGUUGUCUUUUGGCUACACCUGGCCAGAAUGAUUUCUUGCAAUGCUUGCUAUGCUUGAGCAGGACUAAGGCACCAAGCUUGGCACCCAUGAAAUUUAGCUCACUCCUGUGAAAUUCAGUACAGUUCUAUAAACUCAAUGCAAUCCUGUGAAUGCGAUCCUAUAAAAAUGUAAGGGGCUGGCAUAAAUAGUGCCACAUUGAUCUUGGCAACGCCUCUUGUUUGAGCGAUGCAGUAGAAGUGUUUGCAUUCACUAAGCAGCUAGCUUUAUCGCAAGUAGGGCAGGAAAGGUAUUUCCAGACUAAAUUUCAGCUCUUUUUGAUGCAAAUGAACAAUACAGUUGCUCAUGAAACACUAAGUGGUGCAAUGUUAUCUGGUGCUUCGAUUCUGGCUUUUCAGCGAACAUCUGCGAAACUCAUUUAAAUAUUGAAGGCAAGGUGCUGCUGCAUCAAGAGACGUUUCGUUUAGGCUAACAUAGUGCACAGCUGCUCUUUCAUGGCGCAACAGCCUAUGCUUGCAAUGAGAGUUGGCUUCCGUGGCGUCUUCCAUCCUCAAGCUUUUCAGAGCUUCCAAUGUUGAGGCACGCAUUCGGUAUCUCGUAGGCGAUAAAUUCGUCAGUGUUUCUGCUUGGAAUAUUUGCCGGUUUCUUUCUGUCCAGGGCCUGCUGUAUCAAGUGUGUAUACUGAAGUAUCGAAAUUCGGAGGCUGUGACAUUGCACGCUGCCGCUUCCAUAUGCCAUGCUGAUCAGGCUGAUCAGUAUGUGUGGGCUGCGCUUGUUGCUUCUUGGCACAGUUGCUGUCUUUUGACUGCCUGCCUUUUUACCACAGCAGUGAUCAAUGAUGCAGAACUGUAGAAAAAGAAAACCAACAAACAAAGCUAGUCCGACUUUUCUCAUGCGCGCAUGUGUGCAUUUGUGUGUAUGUGUGUUAUGUGUGGACUGGGUGAUGCAGUUUGUAUGUCACCUUUCUCUAGGUGUCUAUGGUCGUUCUUUUUUUUUUCACCUUGCCUCCAUUGGCAGAAAUAUGUUUGCGAAAGGUGUGUCUCAAGAGAUAAUUCAUUCUUUCGGUGUCAUUUAUUAAGACCCAUUAUAUGUAGGUGUGCGUGUUAUAUUGCUAGCACGGGAACCAAGCGUGUGCUUGUGCUGUAUGCAGCGUGUAUUUUUCCUUUUGUUCUCUGUCUUUUGCUGUUUCUCCUUGCGCGUGUACUGAAGUGUUAUUUCCACAGGACAUGGUGUCCAAAGCAAUGGAGCCUUCUGAGAAAAUAAAUGCGUAUGAAUAUGUCA